GUGCCUGUGGGAGGGCAGGCCCGUGCGCGCACCCGCAAAGCCCGAGGACGCCGUCGUGCUCUGGCAGGGCUGGGUGGACCACUACGAGCAGAGGCUUCUGCUCAUCCCCUCCUGGAAGACGAAGCGCCUGGUGGUGCUGCGGGACCGCAGGCCCAACACAGGCCCCGACGCCGCGCGCGCUGGCGCCGCGCGGCCGUGCUCCCGGUGCGGCGGGGUGCAGCUGAUCCCGCUGGAGGUGGCGUCGUUUCCCUGCGAGCGCUGCGGCAACGCCACGCCUGUGCCGGCCUCGCUGCAGCUGGUGGUGUACGAGCUGGCGAGGGGCGCCGUGGAGGACGACGACGUGGACGUGGACGUAGCCAGCGCCGUGGUGCAGCCGCUGCCGCAGGACCCAGCGCGGCUGCUGGCGAGCGCGUCGCUGGGCGGCAUGGCGAACGCCGUGUCGAGCGGGCGGCUGCACGGCCUGUCCCUCAAGGUGCUGAGCGCCGAGGGGAGGCUGAAGGCCGAGCACUGCUUCCGCCUGAGCAGCCCCUACGACAGG
Molecule: messenger RNA, 538 nt
Organism: Prorocentrum cordatum
Lineage: Eukaryota; Dinophyceae; Prorocentrales; Prorocentraceae
Source: the annotation of a GenBank genome assembly